AGCUUGCAGCCGCUGCCAGCUGAGCUCGCCAGCUGCCGGUGGUGGGGAGAAGGAGGAAGCUCCGCGGUGCAAGGAAGGCGGCUUCCCCCAGCGAUGUUCCACGCCCGGCCCGCCUGGCUCGCGUUGCUUCUCUGCUUCUGCCCGGCUGGUCACGCUCUACGCAUCCAGGAGUAUCUUUAUUUCCACGUCCUGAGUCCUGGAGAUAUCCGUUACAUCUUCACGGCUACCCCGGCCAAGGAUUUUGGCGGUGUCUUCAACAUGAGAUUCGAGCAGAUUUAUCUGGUGCCAUCCGACCCUCCAGAUGCCUGCGGCGCCUUGAACAAUGGGGUAUUCAUUGAAGGCCAGAUCGCGCUGGUGGAACAUGGGGGCUGCUCCUUUCUAUCCAAGACCCGCACGAUACAGGAACACGGAGGCCGGGCAGCGAUCAUUGCAGACAAUAGUUACGACAAGGAGACCAUGGUACAGGAGACCACCCAUCGGAAGGCCGACAUCCCUGCUCUUUUCCUUCUGGGGAGAGAUGGGUACCUGAUCCGUCGCUCUCUGGAGCAGCAUGGGCUCCCUUGGGCCGUGAUUUCCAUCCCGGUCAACGCCAGCAGCGUCCCGACUUCCGAAGUCCUGCAGCCUCGGGGGGCUUUUUGGUAGCGGAAAGGGGGAGGUGGGAGCCGCGGAGUGCCAGAACUGGACCUAAAGGAUGAAGGUGACCUCCAAAGGUCUCCAUUUUUUCACCCAGUCCGGCAGCUGAUGGGACCACAAGGAUCGGUUUUGGAAGAACCUCGUGUGUUGAUGAAGGGAAACUGACCGGACCAUGUCCUCUGGAUGCCUUUUUUUUUUUUUUUUUGGUCUAGCCGGGAUAAAAUGCAUUGGGACCGGUCUGGCCCAACCAGCAAGUCUUGAGGGCCAAACAGGCAACCGGGACAGCCGUUGAAGGUGGCUUCCCGAUAAUGGUGGUUACCAGCUUUUCUCAAACCCAAAAGAAUCGAGAAAUGUUACGUCUGACCCUUCGCCCGUCCCGAGUCUGGAGUCUCAACGGCAAGGGGCAUUUAAGGAGCCCCUUGUUUUCAAUUCAGGUGCCAAUCUGGCUAAUUAUUAUCCAGGUGGACAUUUGGAGGGUGGGUGGAUUAAAGAGGCCACGCAAUUCAUGCCACGGUGAUCUCGCGGGUGACGGCGUCUGAAUUCACCCAAGACGGAACAAACAAUGCUGGGUAAUGCUGGGUGCAUUAAGGACUGAGAUUGGAUGGCAAGGACUAAGCCCAAUUUGGGGUGAGGGGGGGGUGCUGUAUAGCUUUAGCUGCCUUUCCUAGUUGGUACUUUACCCCGACCAGUUUUAAGGGGGUCAAACCCAACCCCCCCCCCC
Ahaetulla prasina is the source of this 1354-nucleotide messenger RNA. RefSeq names its product protease associated domain containing 1 (gene PRADC1). The transcript is spliced from 5 exons. Lineage: Eukaryota; Metazoa; Chordata; Lepidosauria; Squamata; Colubridae. The coding region runs from base 94 to 642 and encodes 182 amino acids. The record is from RefSeq and is a predicted model, not a curated record.